GCUUCUCUGCGCAAAUGAGGCCUUGGCCAUUCCUUAUAUCAGUCCAAUGUUGGCUGAAAGUUUAGGAAAUUUACCACCUAUUUUAUGUCAAGCAGGUGGCGAAGAAAGGCUUCGGGAUUCAAUAGUUCUAUUUGGUUUUAAGGCUUCCGAUCCAAGCAAGCACCAAGUGCCCAAAUACGCUACGGAGAAUUUUGCCAAAUCUUCGUACAAGAAGCCCACAAAAGUCACACUCGAAGUCUAUGAUGACGCAUGCCACUGUUUUUUCAUUUUUCCAACUGAAAAAAUUAGCCAGUAUGCGCUAAACAGAGUUUAUGAUUUCAUUAAGCUUCAUGCAGCUGACGAUGCUAACAGAUCAGAAAAUGACGCUACUUAUGAAAACGGGAAAACUCUUAAUGCAGUCGCAAUUAACCCUAACUGUGAAAUUAGAGAGUUGGAUGGGAAAUAUUUGGAAUGCCUAAAGUAUGAGAACAUUGGAGUUUUGCCGGACGUGAAUGAAUCUGAUUAUGUUGAUAACGUUUAG
This is a messenger RNA of Funneliformis mosseae, 520 nucleotides long. The record is from the annotation of a GenBank genome assembly. NCBI's taxonomy places the organism in Eukaryota, Fungi, Glomeromycota, Glomeromycetes, Glomerales, Glomeraceae.